CAGUUCGAGGCAUUUAACGGCGAUCAACAGGUGAAAGCGCGCAGUUGGCUUAGAAGCGGCCAGCAGUAAGCACACGACAGCCAAGGCAAGCAAGUGAAAGUAAACGCAUCCACUUUGAAGGGAAACAUAACUGUUACAUAGUUUGAAUAUUUCUUCUUUACUGUGACCCGUUAAGUUACGCGGCAAAUUGAGUUUAUCUGCUUCGCUUUAUAAUCACAUUAGAAGCGAAACGCGGUGAAAUUAAUUAAAAGCAAAGAACCAAUAAACUCACUAAACAGUGCAACAAGUGUGAAUUACAACAACAACGACCGUUACAGGGAUAUACAUUGUAGAGUUAAAGGAUUUAAGGGCAAGUGCUUCAGUUGCGUCGCUCCAUUGAGUUAUCAAAGUAACAACAACAAAGCCAAUAUGCAGCAUUCGAACAGUGAACGGCAAUCCCGGUGUAAACUCCUCACAACCAUGUGUCACGUGUUGCUCAUGGUGGCCAUUGUGAAUGUGAAAUUGUCCGCAGUAUUCGGCGAAGAGGCGGUCACUGGGAUCGCGCUACCGGCCGUCAACGAAGACAAACGCAACUGGCAGGCACUUCAGGGUCCUUGGGGCAAGCGCGCACACUACGCUGGACCAACGUUGCCCGAGCUGAAUGAGCAAGAGCAAGACGACGAGCGCUUGGUGCCGCUACUGAUCAGCAACGGUGAACGCGACGAACCCUUCCUGAAGUUCUCCAUGAUGUACCUGACCAACGCAGGCACACUGGAUCGCUUGUUGAACGACCGGCAAGACGAGCAGAGCGGGCUGCGUAUGAGCGAUGACCUGGUAUCGUCUAUGGAGGACAAUGAGGGGUAUGGCAACAACAAUGACGACAACAACACUCCGCUGAGUGAGAAGCGCGCUUGGAACAAAAUGAACGCCGCUUGGGGCAAGCGCCGCAACGCGCCUACUUGGAACAAAUUCCGUGGUGCAUGGGGCAAGCGUGAACCUGGCUGGAACAAUCUCAAGGGUAUGUGGGGCAAACGCUCCUCCAAGGAUUGGAUGAAGUUGCAUGGCGGUUGGGGCAAGCGCGCCUUGAACUAAGGCGUUGCGCGCGCAAUGGAAACCCUUCAACAGAAUGUGCAGCUAAAUGUGUGUUUAACGGCGAUCAGCAAUUCAACAUGAAACCAAACAACAACAAUCUACAAUUAAUUCACAAUUCAAUUAUGGAAAAAACGCAACAAAACAAUGUAUACAAAAUCUAAUAAAUUAUGUAAUCAUAUUUGCCUAUUGUACAUUUUACCUUACUUCUUUAUAUGUAUGUAUGUAAACAUAAUUAAUUAAUUAAUUAAUUAAACUAAGCUAAUCUCUUGUAAUAAUGUGUAAGUAUUAUGUGACGGGAGCUAUGUAUGUAAAUGUAAAAUACACACACAACUAUGAGCAUCUUAAUAUACACACUCACACACACACACAAACAUAUAUACCGAUAUUUAUAUAUAUGCAUGUACUAAUUAGGAUGCAAUAAAUUAAAAUUGAACUAAAUAUUGAACACCUUUAUGUGCUAAAGUGUUAUGCAAACAAAAUAUUAAAGGAACCCAUGAACAGCAUUGAAAAAACGCAAAAUUUGAAUCCGGUUUUCUAUUUGAGAUUUUUAAUACCAAAAAUGUAUGAAAGCCUUAAAUGUUCUGUGUAUGUAUUGUAUGUAAAUGUGUAUAGUUCUGUUAAUUUAUAUUUAUAUAUGUAUGUACAUAUGUACUUCAAAGAGAGUAUCUAAGAAUUUCUCCCCCACUUAAAAGCAAUUUCGUGCAUGAAGAUGAACCCACUGGAUGGCAAGAGAGGAGCGAAGUGUGUGCAGCCAACAAACAAUUCCAGUCAAUUAAAUCUGGUGUUGUGUAUUCAUUACAAAAAC
Messenger RNA from Zeugodacus cucurbitae (melon fly), 1876 nucleotides. It is a transcript of the gene Mip, whose product is annotated as allatostatins MIP. The coding region runs from base 409 to 1071 and encodes 220 amino acids. Lineage: Eukaryota; Metazoa; Arthropoda; Insecta; Diptera; Tephritidae. The transcript is spliced from 3 exons. The record is from RefSeq and is a predicted model, not a curated record.